CAAGUAAGCCUCAGAAAUUUCAAAAUUUGUUUUCUUUCAUAAUCUUGAAGUAGUUCAUUACAUCUGCUAAUACACUUUUUGGGAGCAGUUGAAUGGAGCAGUUGCAUUUCUUAUGUCAUUUAGAAUUAGAAAAGAGGGUUUAAAUGAAACAAUGGGGUGGUUUCUCUUGAAUGUUCAUUUUUCAAGCAACAAAAAUCAAAAUGGAAGAGGAAAACACUUCUUUCCAUGGAUUAUUGAAGAAGCAAGCUUCUUUCUUCUUCAAAUCAAAGUUCAAAAUGGCUCGUUUGGCCUUCACUGAUGUUACUCCUGCGCAACUGCUGACAGAAGAAGCCACAAGUGGGAAUCCAUGGCCACCAGACGCACCCACCAUGAGAGUGAUAACAAGGGCAGCUUUUGAAGUUAAUGAUUUCUUCAGAAUUGUGGAGAUUCUUCACAACAGACUAAAGAAAUUUAAGGCAAAAGAUUGGAGAGCAGGUUAUAAUGCUCUGAUAUUGUUAGAACAUGUUCUAACACAUGGGCCACAGAGCUUUGCUGAGGAAUUUGAGGAUGAUCUACAAAUUUUUAAAACAAUGGAUGGCUUCCACUUUCUUGAUGAGAAAGGAUUCAAUUGGGGACACAGCGUGAGAAAGUUAAGCGCAAGAGUAGUAAAACUUCUCGAAGACAGAGAAUUUCUCAAGGAAGAAAGAAGUAGAGUUCGUAACCUGAGUCGCGGAAUCCAAGGCUUCGGAAACUUCAGCCAUCGAUCCUUUCCGACGACGGCCGAUUCACAUUCCGGAAAGUACAAGCGAUACAAUUCUGAGUGCAUCGACCGGCGAUCCGAUCGGGCGGCGCCGGCAAGAGAGAAUUCACCGAUCAAGGAGAAAGAGGCGGAAAGGAGAUUGAAGGAGGAGGGCGAUUCAGAGUCGAAAUUGGGCGGAGGAGGUGAAAAUACGAAGGUCGAUCAUCCGUUUUGUGAGUUUAAGCAUCAGGUUUCAGAAUCUCUUCUUUCUUCUUCUAUCGAAUGGUGAGAUUUUGAUGCUUCGGGAAGAAGAAAACUGGACUGAACUCGCAUUUGUAAAUUAUAUAUAUGAGUAUGUAACCUGACCCGACAAUAGGAAGAAUAAAAAGUUGUAAUAUAUCAUUUUAUUAUAUGGGUAUUAAU
Molecule: messenger RNA, 1141 nt
Organism: Momordica charantia (bitter melon)
Lineage: Eukaryota; Viridiplantae; Streptophyta; Magnoliopsida; Cucurbitales; Cucurbitaceae
Product: epsin-3
Biological process (GO): endocytosis
Cellular component (GO): clathrin vesicle coat; plasma membrane; endosome
Molecular function (GO): clathrin binding; phospholipid binding
Source: RefSeq, a predicted model, not a curated record